Molecule: messenger RNA, 5830 nt
Organism: Rubroshorea leprosula
Lineage: Eukaryota; Viridiplantae; Streptophyta; Magnoliopsida; Malvales; Dipterocarpaceae
Source: the annotation of a GenBank genome assembly
GGAGUGUUUUCCCCGAGGAAACAUCCUCGGGAUUUUCAGGUGUAGAAGCAGCUGAAGACUUCAACAGUGUUGGAUUGUGUAGCUGCCGAAACAUUGGCGCCGUCUGUGGGAAACUUCGAACAAAAAGUUGUGUGACUUAACCUGCUGAAAGACAAAAUGGUCCGUACCUUUACAGGAGAUCGCCCUCCAAGAAAUGAAAUGGACGAACAGGAGGACACUCACGUAUCUGAGCCCGGCCUAAAUGAUUUUAGACCAAUGCCGAGAAAUCUUUUUGUAGGGGGAGCCGAACAGGAUCACCUAAGCGAAACAGAUGAUGAUGAAAGAACACCAACGGGGUAUGCAGCCCAGCCUGAACAGUUUCAGGUUCCAACAGGGACAAGACGAAGACCUUCUAGACCGCACAAUUCACAGCAAGAACGACCUGAAAGGUCAACAGAACCUGCUCGGACAACCGAGCUCGAAGAGAGAACUAGAGUUCUCGAAAUGGCAAUGGGUAAAAUCCUUGCCCGCCUAAUUCCUGAUGACCCCCUGAUUCCUUUGCUGAACAGGGAUGCACAACCAGCUGCGGUUGUUGCAACUAGAAACUCCCCCGCUCUAAGCAAUAUAGUGGUGUCGACCAGGCCUAGGGGAAGUGGGAAGUUGAAUAUCGAGCCUAGCUCAUCCAAAUAUAGUGAAGAGUUGAUGAGAAAAAACGCAGACCUUGAAAGGCAGCUGCGGGAUGUGCAAAAAUCCAUUGACGAGCUGAAAAGCCCCAGGUCGCACCAACAGACCUUGGAUUUGGAUAGUGCUCCACUGAACCUAUCCAUCACAGCAAAACCAUACCAAGAGGGAUUUAAAAUUCCCCACCUAGAGACAUAUGAUGGCACGAAAGACCCGGAUGAACAUCUACACACCUAUCAAGCCAUCAUGAGGAUUCAAAACGCCAAUGAUGCCAUGAUGUGCAAAGUGUUCCCGGCGACACUGAAAUCGACGGCCAGAAGAUGGUAUCACAAACUUCCCAGACAUUCAAUAGAUUCAUUUUCCCAGCUCGCCAAGCUGUUUUCUAACAAAUUUGCGAGCCAAAGGGAGAUCAAGCGCACAGCAACUGAGCUGAUGCAGGUUAACCAGAGGGAAGGGGAGUCUUUGAGGGAUUACAUGCAGCGGUUCAACAAAGCCACAUUGGACAUUAACAAUGUCCCAGACACAAUCUGCCUGUCUGCCCUGUUGCAUGGGUUGAAGCGUGGCCGGACUUUCAAUCGUCCAAGCGACGAGCUGAUGAUAAGCCGAGUAGAGGCCACGAAACGAGCUGAUGAUAAGCCGAGUAGAGGCCACGAACAACAACCGAGAAGAGAAGAUAAGAAGAAGCAGAAGGUCGGUGAGCAAUGGGGGAAACUAGCUGAGUUCUCGAAAUAUGCCAGUUACAUUCCUUUGACCUUACCUAGGUCUCAAAUCCUGGCACAAAUUCAGCACUGGGUUAGGAGACCUCCACCCCCACUGCAUGAUUCCCCGAGGGCAGAUAAGAGCAAGCAUUGUGACUACCACCGUGUAUAUGGUCACAGUACAGAGGACUGCCAACACUUGAAAGACGAGUUAGAGUUUUUGGCUCGUAACGGGAAGCUAGAAGGGUAUGUCCAGAAGCCUCACACCCAGCAACCCACUCAAACUCAUUUUGUACAGGCGUACGACCGACCUCAAGGACAGAGGUACCAGCAUGCAGGGACCCAGGAUGCAUAUCAGGAUAGCCAGUAUCCUUCUGAACAGGGCAGAGCAUACCGAGGACGUCCUUUCAACAGGAGAGGGCAGGGACCGAGAACUACCGCCCUGAAUCAAAAAGACAGGAAAGGGGUAGGUUAUGCUGGGAUACCCCCACCUUCCGGUACAAUAAACAUGAUAUCGGGUGGUGUUCACUCAGGGGGCCAGAGCGCCCGAGCUCGCAAGGCAUAUGCCCGACAGGUGAUGACCGUCAACAAGAACAGACCCUUGAAACGACAGUUUGAGGAAGCAGAAUGGGAAAAUACGCCCAUCACAUUCAACCCGGCGGAUUACAAGCGAGCAGAAGGAGAGCCCGACAUUAUGAUGCCCCAUGCAGAUCCCUUCGUAGCAACGAUUCAUAUAGGCAAUCAUAAUGUCAAUAAGGUGUUUAUUGACACUGGCAGUUCGCCAGAUAUCCUGUAUUGGGGUUGCUUCCAAAAGAUGCAGCUAAACCCGAGCUCGCUGCAGAAGCACGAAGGGCCAAUAUACGGGUUUGAUAACCAGCCCGUCCCUGUUGAGGGAGUUAUUACUCUUCCUAUAUAUGUGGGCUCGAAAUCGCGCUUCAGGAUGGCUUCGGUCACCUUCCUGGUCGUUAAGAUGGAAUCAGCUUUCAAUGCUAUACUAGGAAGAGCCACCUUGUGCGAGCUGAAGGCUGUUAUCUCACAGCCCCACCUCUGUAUGAAGUUCCCAACUCCUCAGGGGGUGGGAGUGCUAAAGGGGAAUCAGAAGAUGGCCAGGGCAUGUUAUCAGGAUACGUUUAAGAAGGUUGAGCUCGCUGUAGCCCUUGGAGGAUCUGAAAGUAGUAGGCCGACUCUGCCCGGCCAGCAGACAAUGAGUAUAUCGGACAUUGAGCAUAGACCUGAGGGUGUCGAGCAGAAAGCAGAGCCGGUAGAGCCAGUGGAAACCGUCUCUUUAAACCCUGAUGUACCGGAAAGAACAGUAAAGAUAGGCACCAAACUCACGGAAGAAGAACGAGCAGAGCUUCUGGAGUUUUUGAGAGUCAAUCAAGAUGUGUUCGCGUGGACUACUGAUGAAAUGCCUGGCAUCCCGGCAGAGUUAACAGUCCACAAACUCAGCACAGAUCCUACCAGAAGGCCGGUGGUGCAGAAACGUCGCCUUUUUGGCCCAGAGAAACAAGCCGCCAUAGACGAGGAGAUACAAAAGCUGUUACAGGCAGGCUUCAUUAGAAGAGUGGAGUACUCUGAGUGGGUGUCCAACCCUGUGCUCGUCAAAAAGCCAAAUGGCAAGUGGAGGAUGUGUAUUGACUUCACCAACCUCAAUGAUGCGUGUCCAAAAGACCCUCAUCCCUUGCCAAACGUCGAGAAGUUAGUGGAGCGGGCAGCUGGGCAUGAACGGAUGAGUUUUCUUGACGCCAGCUCGAGCUAUCACCAAGUUCAGUUGCUGUUGGACGACCAGGAGAAAACAGCUUUCUACGCGGGGGACGUUAUCUACUGCUAUGUCAUGAUGCCGUUCGGCCUAAAAAAUGCUGGAGUAACAUACCAGAAGCUGGUGCAAAUCAUCUUUAAGCUCCAGAUCGGCAGGAACAUAGAAGUGUAUGUAGAUGACAUGAUAGUCACCAGCGUGCGAGCUGAGGAUCACAUUGGCGACCUGGAUGAAACUUUUCAAAACUUGCGCCGAGCACAAAUGAAGCUGAAUCCCUUGAAAUGCACAUUUGCCGUAGAGUCGGGAAAAUUCCUAGGAUACGUAGUAUCCAAGAAAGGAAUUGAGGUAAAUCCAGAAAAGGUUGAGGCCGUUCAACAAAUGGAGCCACCAAGAACUGUCAAAGACGUGCAGCGUUUGACGGGCCGUGUUGCUGCGUUGCACAGGUUUAUAGCCAGAUCGGCAGAAAGAUGCCUUCCGUUUUUCAAAGUUCUGCGGGAGCCUAAGAACUUCCAGUGGACUAAUGAAUGUCAAGAAGCAUUUGACGAGCUCAAACGAUAUUUGGCACCCGCACCCCUGCUGUCCAAGCCUGUCGAGGGAGAAUGUUUAUAUCUUUAUCUGGGGGUGCUACAAGGUGCCGAGCAGAACUACCCACUAGCAGAAAAAGCUGCUUUUGCUUUGAUUUGCACGGCUCGUAAGCUGAGAGCUUAUUUUCAGUCUCAUCAGAUUGUUGUUUAUACUGAUUUCCCAUUAAGGAAAAUAUUGCAGAAGCCAGAACUCUCCGGUCGGCUCAUCGGAUGGAGUGUCGAACUGAGUGAGUAUGACCUUAAAUUCCAGCCGCGCACGACCAUAAAAGGCCAAACUGUGGCAGACUUUCUAGUUGAAUGUGCUCCGGCGGCUAUGAAAGAAAAAGCACCUGAGCACCCAGUCUGGGUUUUGUAUGUAGAUGGAGCUGCUAAUGCCGAAGGAUCAGGUGCUGGAGCUCUGUUACGGGGCCCUGAUGGCUUUAAGUUUGAGCACGCACUGAGGUUUAAGUUUCAGACAACCAAUAAUGCUGCAGAAUAUGAAGCCCUCAUUUACGGACUGAAGCUGGCGUCCGAGCUGAAGGUACAAAGCAUUCAGGUCUUCAGCGACUCUCAGCUUGUUGUCGGCCAGCUGAACGGCAGGUGCGACAUCAGGGAUCCCCAGCUCAGUCGUUACGCCUCUGUGGUCAAGAGAUUGAAGUCAAGAUUUGCUUCAUUUCAGAUCGACAAAAUACCACGGGCAGAUAACCACCGAGCUGACGAGCUGUCAAAGUUAGCCUCCUCGCAAGAUAUUAACCCUCAGAGAUCAACAAUCGUCGAGGUGCUCGACGCACCGAGCUACACUGAUUUCACAGUCGAUUGUCAGCUACUCAGUACAGAUCCCUCUACACCGAGCUGGAUUACCCCGCUCAUAAAUUAUCUGCAAAGCGGCAAGCUACCUGAAGAUCUGUCCGCCGCGAAAUUGAUUAAACGCAGGGCGGCACAUUUCACUUUGUUAGAUAACCAGCUCUACAAGCGAGCAGCCUCAAUGCCCCUGUUACGCUACCUUACUCCUUACGAAGCUGAAUACGCUGUGAGAGAAGUGCACGAAGGAGUAUGUGGCAUGCACAUCGGUGGCAAAACUUUAGCUCGAAAACUCCUGAGGCAUGGUUAUUACUGGUCCACUAUGGUCGAUGACGCGCAGAACUAUGUCAAAAAAUGUCCGACCUGCCAGUUUAACGCUGAUGAUAUACACAUGCCAGGGGAAAUGCUAUCAUCUCUCACGUCCCCCUGGCCUUUUGCUCAAUGGGGUGUCGACCUGCUCGGCCCUUUUAUCAAAGGCAAAGGAGGCUGUACUUUCCUGGUCGUUGCAGUGGACUACUUUACUAAGUGGAUAGAAGCUAAGCCACUGUCCACGACAACAGAAAGAAAAAUAGAAGAAUUCUUGUUCAAUUCAAUAUUGUGCAGGUUUGGCAUACCUAAGCGGAUUAUCGCCGACAAUGGGCCACAGUUCCGAGCAGCAGCACUGAAAUCGUUUUGUAACGACUAUGGCAUUGAGCUCAUUUUGACAUCUGUGUACACCCCACAGUCUAAUGGGCAAGCCGAGUCCGCCAAUAAAAUCGUCUUGCGAGGCCUCAAGACACGAGUGUUGGCUGCACAUUCUAAUUGGGUUGACGAGCUCAAUAAAGUGCUCUGGUCUUGUCGCACAACACCCAGCUCGACGACAGGCGAAACCCCUUUCAGCCUGGCCUAUGGAGCCGAAGCCAUCAUCCCUGUGGAGGUCGGAUUGCCAUCCGAUAGAUCAGAUCGCCACGACGAUCAGAAUAAUGAACAACUCUUAAGAGAGAACUUAGACUUCGUGGAAGAAAUCAGGGAGAUGUCCCGAAUAAGGAACAUGGCACAUCAAAGUCGCAUUGCAAAAUUUUACAAUAAAAGGGUUCGAGCUCGCCAGUUUCAAGUUGGCGAUCUGGUUCUACGCAAGGCUGGGUUAACUAACACUCAUUCGCACAUGGGCAAGCUCGCUCCUAAUUGGGAAGGCCCCUAUAUGGUGGUUCGGGUUAAGCGACCUGGCUCUUACGUGUUAGCAGAUAUACACGGACAUCAGUUGCCUUACCUUUGGAAUGUACAGAAUCUUAGGAAGUUUUACAGUUAACAUGUGUUAUGUUAUUUCGCUUAAGAUGCUAUCCAACAGUUGUAAACAAAGAUAUACAGAAAAU